Messenger RNA from Dentiscutata erythropus, 197 nucleotides. The record is from the annotation of a GenBank genome assembly. NCBI's taxonomy places the organism in Eukaryota, Fungi, Glomeromycota, Glomeromycetes, Diversisporales, Gigasporaceae.
ACUGCUUAAGUGUAUGUUCUGAAACUGGUGAAGUUGGUGAAGCAGGUAAAGUUGGUAAAACUGGUGAUAUUGGUGAAACUAGUGAUGUUGCCGGUGAUAUUGGUGAAGCCAGUGAUGUUGGUGAAACUGGCAAUAUUGGUGAAAUCGGUGAUGUUGGUGAAAUUGCAUCAACUGCUAAUCUUGUGAUCCUAAAUUAG